AGAGAAAUAUCAACAAACACAUGUUAAUUUGUUUUUGGCAGUCUGCAGCUGUGUUUACUGUUUACUGGUGUUUGGCUAGUUAUUUUUUUUCAUGCUCGUAAUAGUGUGAUGAAAAGGGCUGCUAAAAUGGACCAAUUGACGUAUCAGACAGCUGUUAAAAAGGCCCAACUGGUCGAGAGGAACCCCCAGUCCCAAAUAGAUCCCAUGCGGGUUUCUAUGCAUCAGGAGGAGGACAUCAUAGCCCUUGCCCAACAAAUCCAAAAUGCAGACAAGCAGUUGAAAAACACUACCUGCCAUAAGUUGGGUGUUAUAAUGGAACAGAUCAAGAUGCUCCAAGCCCAAGCUAUGGAUAUUCUAAAAGAGUCCAAUCUUAACCGAGAUCUUCACAGUGCUGCCUGCAAUUUUACAAAAAAACCCGGUAAAAUAUACUAUCUAUAUCAAAGGGCAUCGGGUCAAAACUAUUUCAGCAUGCUAUCACCGGAAGAAUGGAAUCUAUCUGUUGACCAGACCUUUAAGGGCAGCUAUAGGUUGGAAUUCGAUUUGAGUUGGACACCUGUGGAAAAGAUUAAAGAGCAGGAUGAGAAGCUCAAGUGGGCGGAGGAAUGUAUGCAAAAGGCUCUGGAUGGUGGGAGAGGUUCGGCCAUGGCCAUCGACUUUAAUAUCAACAAUGAUUAAAAUAUAUUAAAAUGUUUUUAAAUAUAUUUUUAUUUUCAAUAUGCAAA
Drosophila rhopaloa is the source of this 722-nucleotide messenger RNA. RefSeq lists its product as uncharacterized. The record is from RefSeq and is a predicted model, not a curated record. Bases 109 to 675 code for a protein of 188 amino acids. The transcript is spliced from 4 exons. NCBI's taxonomy places the organism in Eukaryota, Metazoa, Arthropoda, Insecta, Diptera, Drosophilidae.